Molecule: messenger RNA, 842 nt
Organism: Musa acuminata AAA Group (dessert banana)
Lineage: Eukaryota; Viridiplantae; Streptophyta; Magnoliopsida; Zingiberales; Musaceae
Exons: 5
Coding region: 159-674 (171 amino acids)
Cellular component (GO): chloroplast thylakoid membrane; chloroplast inner membrane
Source: RefSeq, a predicted model, not a curated record
AUUGGUGGUAUCGAAGGCGACCGACUUCUUCCCGAUCCGAACGCUUUAUCCGCCUCACGCGCGCUCUUCUUGCCUCUUGACUGUCGCCUUGUCCCCCUUCUCCCUUCUCUUUUUCUCGUUCGAUUCCGCCCACCAAGAGUGGUGAAUAGCUGAUCGCGAUGGCGACGAUCGCGAACUCCCUCGUCUCCGUCAGAGACUCCCGAUACCAAGCGCUCUACGGCUUUACCUUGAAGCCGUCGUCGGACAAGUCUCUUGUCGUCUGCCCUCCUUCGAGCUUGUCUCUUCGUCCUAUUAGCCGAAGGAAAGAUGGAAUUGCAAGUCACAAGAGACAAUUCGUCCUUCGAGCUGCUUAUAGGAGUGGUGGAAGGCCAAACAGUGCAAGCAUCUUCGUUGGGGGCUUUGUGCUGGGAGGAAUUGUGGUUGGGGCACUUGCUUGUGUAUAUGCACCUCAGAUCAGCAAAGCUCUGACUGAGACUGACAAAAAAGAACUGAUGAGGAGGUUGCCAAAAUUCAUCUAUGAUGAAGAGAAAGCUUUGGAGAAAACUAGGAAGAUACUGACCGAGAAGAUUGCGCAACUCAACGCUGCAAUUGACGAUGUUUCUUCUCAACUCCGAGCAGAUGAUGAGCCUAAUGGCGUGGCUGUGGCACAGGAUGAGAUGGAAGCUGCAACAUAAGAUCAAAUCAGGGGCAACGCCUCUGUCCUGCGUUAAGAGAGAGAGAAUUUAUCAUCUGUUGGAAUUUGGGACCGCAGUUCUUUGUUACAAAAGCAUUAAUAAGCUUAUUAUGAGAUCCAAGCAUAUAUUUCCUGAUCAUUAGUGUCGGGGAUUGCUUUUCUUUUCUCA